Molecule: messenger RNA, 1221 nt
Organism: Penicillium expansum
Lineage: Eukaryota; Fungi; Ascomycota; Eurotiomycetes; Eurotiales; Aspergillaceae
Product: metallophosphoesterase family protein
Exons: 4
Coding region: 1-1221 (406 amino acids)
Cellular component (GO): cytoplasm
Molecular function (GO): hydrolase activity, acting on ester bonds
Source: RefSeq, a predicted model, not a curated record
AUGUCAAUUCGCGGGCGCUCCGCGUAUCAACGUCGCGCCAGAGAUGAAAGGUUGCGAUUGACUGCGAAUGGCACUUUUCAAAUAUCAGUUUUUAGCGACUUGCAUUUUGCUGAAGCUGAUGAGGCGGACAACAAGACCGCAGGGGUGAUGAACAGCGUUCUUUCUUCAGAGGACGUGCAGCUCGUGGUACUUAAUGGAGAUUUAAUCUCUGGCGAGGCAACGCAAAGCUCCACCAAUUCUAGUAUCUACGUUGAUCGGAUUGUUGCACCACUAGUCGAUCGUGAUUUACCAUGGGCAUCGACUUAUGGGAAUCAUGACAGCGAGAUUAAUUUGGACCCCGAAGAGAUAUAUCAUCAAGAGACAAAGUACCAAAACAGCUUAACCCAGAGAAGGGUUCGGGGCUCCACUGCCGGCAUCACGAACUAUUACCUGCCAGUAUUUCCGCAUGAGGCUUCAAAUGACAGUACCCCAGUAUUUAUAUUGUGGUUUUUUGACAGUCAAGGUGGUCAUUAUGCCUUGACAGAGAACGAAGAGCGCAAGUCAGUCCCGAGACAGAGUUGGGUAGAUGAUGCGGUUGUUGAAUGGUUCACAGAAGCCAAUGCAAACUUAACGUCCACCUACGGGCAAACAAUCCCAUCUCUAGCUUUCGUCCAUAUUCCGGCUCUUCCAAUGCGCGCAUUCCAAAAAUCCGGCGUUAGUCCGACCCGUGAACCAGGAAUCAAUGGAGAACGAGUCCAGCAACAAGGCUAUGACUCCACGACCGGCUACCAGUCUCAAGAUCUCCCAUUCAUACACGCUCUACUGAAUACCACGGGGCUGGCAGCGACUUUCAGUGGCCAUGAUCACGAUAAUGACUGGUGCUUCAAGUGGAAUAGUAAGCUUUCUGACCUCAAUAUCACGGGAAAUGGUAUGAGCAUGUGCUACGGCCGGCAUACGGGAUAUGGAGGGUAUGGCGAAUGGGCGCGUGGUGGAAGGCAGAUUUUGUUGAAUCAGCAGUCGCUUGGGGACGAUGUACGGACCUGGAUUCGGAUGGAAGAUGGGUCAAUUUCAGGUGAUGUUCAUCUCAAUGCGACAUACGGCCAAGAUCGAUAUGGGUUGUCGCAGAGGAGAAUCAGCGAGCAGAAUGGUGGUGGUCUUUCUCCUUCUCCUUCAUACUUCGGGGUUGGCUACUUGUGGAUAUUUGUAUUCUAUGGGCUUAUAUCUAGGUUUCAUUUAUGGUAA